Molecule: messenger RNA, 1059 nt
Organism: Camelina sativa (false flax)
Lineage: Eukaryota; Viridiplantae; Streptophyta; Magnoliopsida; Brassicales; Brassicaceae
Cellular component (GO): chloroplast
Source: RefSeq, a predicted model, not a curated record
GAAGGAAGGCAUUAAGCCGUUGGCCACACAAUCAGAUAAGCAUAAUGGAAAUAAACUCCGAUGGCUACUACUUCUUCCUUCCUCCUCCCUGCGUCCCCUCCCUCCACCGCCUCUCUCCGACGGCGUUUCUUCCGCCGCUCUUGUCUUUCCUCUAAGGUCCACCACCGUCUUCCCCGAGUUAUGAAUGAUUCCACCAGGACUGAAGUAUCCAUUGAUAAAUCAGAAGUAGACAAGCUUGUUGAUAGGAUUGAUUUUGGAGAAUUAUGCAAUGAUUUUGAGUGCACAAGUAGCCCUCAGGUGGAAUCCACAGCCAGACAACUUGUUCGCGACAUUCUUGAAAUCAGGGAAGGAAAUCGUGCCUUUGCAUGCUAUGCAGUUUCCGUUAAAUAUAAGGAUCCGGUUAGAAGUUUUACAGGUCGUGAGAAGUAUAAAAGACCAUUGUGGAUAACUAGUGGAUUAGAGAAUCCUACGGUGACGGUACAAGAGAUGGUAAUGUUGUCCACCAGCGUCUUGCGUAUUAAAUGGAGGGUCAAAGGAAAACCCAAAUCUUUUCUUGCUGCUGUAAGUGGAGAUUUGAUAAUCAAAGUCAAAUCUGAAUUUACUCUUAACCAGAUUAGUGGCCAAGUGAUUGAGCAUGAAGAGUCUUGGGACUUAUCUUCAUCGGCCCCUAUUGCACAAGCCUAUUUCUGGACAUCACGCCGCCUCUUUGCUGCUUCUGAAUCCGCAAAAGAUUUGAGAGAUGUCACAAAAGACUUGACCGCCAAUUUGACAACUCGAAAAGAGGACACAGAUAUAUAUCGUGAUCCAACCGAUCCGAAUAAGUUUUUCCAAAGAGACGACAGCUUUGAGAGAGAUGGGUAUCAGAUUGCACUAUUUCUAGCCAUUGUAUACUUUGUUGUACAGUUCUUGAAGAACACCCUCUAAUUGCUCCCUUCUCAAUAACAUACAUAUUUGUAAAUUUCUAUAUAUUUUUGUAUAUGAUCUGUAUAAAAACCCAACAAGCAAAGAGAUAUGUCUGUGUUGGAAGACUUCUAAAAUUUAUUUCAUCUCCUUUUAGCA